AUGGGAGGCGGCCCGUUAUUCCCUGAGCGGCCACGCGUGGCCUUGACACGAGAACAUCUGGAUAACCCAGCCCCUACUAACAACUUGUACGCUGUGGUUGAUAUAGGAAGCAAUGGCAUUCGAUUCUCCAUAUCUGAUCUCUCACCACCCACUGGGCGUAUAAUCCCUACACUACAUACUCAGCGGGUCGGGAUAUCCCUUUAUGAUGCACAGUAUGAUUCCAAAACAGGUUCGAAAAUCCCUGUUCCUCGGUCCAUUAUCCAAUCCAUAAUCGGGGCAAUCUUGCGGUUUCAGGCAACCUGUGUACAAUUUGGUGUGCCAUCAUCUCACGUUCGCGUUGUUGCAACGGAGGCAACACGUACGGCUAUAAACUCGAAGGAGAUCGUUGAAUCAAUUGAGACGAGAACAGGUUACCAAGUUGAACUCUUGGAAAAGUCCGAGGAGGGCCUGCUUGGUGCGUUGGGGAUUGCCAGUGGUUACUCGGAUAUUGAAGGGCUGGCUAUGGACCUUGGAGGGGGCAGCACCCAACUCACAUGGGUGGUCUCUCACGGGUCUGUACUCAAUAUAAGCCCACAAGGAUCUAUUAGUUUCCCCUAUGGUGCCGGGGCUCUUUCAAGGAAGUUGGAGGAAUUGAAAAAGGGGAAAAGCAAAAAGGAAGCAAAGCAAGCUAUCGACAAACUGAAUCAAGAGAUGAAGGAUAAUUUUCUAAAUGCAUACACCAAAUUGGAAAUCCCGGAUCGUCUAGCCCACGAGGCCAAAGAAAACGGCGGCUUUCGCAUGUAUAUUUCCGGCGGAGGGUUUCGCGGAUGGGGUUAUCUGCUGCUCUACCUACACCAGACAAAGGGUCGUAACUAUCCAAUAUCGAUUAUCAACGGCUAUCGCGCCGGGAGAGACGAAUUUGCAAAGACAGAGACCUUGAAGGAGAUAGCUCGAACAGCAGACCGUAUAUUCCGCGUUUCAGACCGUCGUCGACAGCAGGUUCCCGCAGUAGCCUUUCUGAUAAACGUCCUUGCCGAAUCGCUUCCCCAUGGGAUCAAGGAGGUGUUCUUUUGUCAAGGAGGCGUCCGAGAAGGAAUUCUAUUUCAGCAGCUUCAGCCGGUCAUUCGCAGACAAGAUCCUCUGGAAGUCGCAACCACUCCAUUCAGAACGCGGUCCGCCGGCGCUAUCGGCGUUCUACUUCUUGAGGCCAUUCCACCGUCCUCUCCUGAGAACGAAUUUUCUAUUCCGAGCACACUCAAUAUUCAUAUAAUCCAAGCCUUUGCCAAUUGCAUGUAUGCACAUGCAGGCAUCUCAAAGGAACUCGCUUCGACUGCCGCACUUUACAGCACUAGUACUGGUAUAUUAGGAGCGGUGCACGGAAUUUCUCACGGGGACCGAACUCGUCUAGCUCUCAUGCUCCAAGAGCGAUAUGGAGGCCACUUACCCCCGCGAGAAGAAAAGGCCAGGGCAGCAUUUCAAGCUCUCUUGAGCGUUCAAGAAAGAUGGUGGAUACGGUAUAUCGGAAAGCUUGGGCUGGUACUAGGCAUCCUCUAUCCUACUGGAAUCAUUGAUUCUCUUUGGCCCCGUGUCUUACUAUCGGUCCGAUGGGCAUCUGACCUGGGAAAGCAUCAAAAUAAAUUCGGGAUCGAGCUUACAUUCACAGCGCAAACCACCUCUGAUCAUAUGAUGAUAAAGGAGCUCAUCGAGGGAGCCAAAAAGAAAAUAGAAAAAGUGGGAAAGAAAAAGAACAGAAUCGGCGGCAGAAAAGGAUGGGGAAUGAAAGUGAAGGUGGUUGUCGAUAUAAGUACUUGA
Messenger RNA from Talaromyces marneffei, 1791 nucleotides. RefSeq lists its product as uncharacterized. Lineage: Eukaryota; Fungi; Ascomycota; Eurotiomycetes; Eurotiales; Trichocomaceae. The record is from RefSeq and is a predicted model, not a curated record. Gene Ontology annotation, biological process: regulation of transcription by RNA polymerase II. The coding region runs from base 1 to 1791 and encodes 596 amino acids. The transcript is spliced from 2 exons.